GCAUGGCAUCAGUCUAUGGCUCCCCUGACUUUUCAGACAGGCUCGCACCCACAUGUGGCCCACUGGAUCUCUGGGGAUCCCAGUGUGGCAGAGGGUAGCAGAUGGGACUGGCAGUCUGCUGGGUGGCCCGUUGGGGGGAGGGGAAGCCAGGCCUCCAACCACAGUGUCCAGGGAGGCGUGGCUCCAUGGGCCCAUUGGAGGCCGAGAUCUCGAGGGUGGGGUGGCCCCACCCUGGCAGGCCGGGUGGCCGGUGGGCGGCACCCCCACGGGCCGGGUGGUCUGUCUGCCAGAGCCUGUCCUGCCUGGAGCCUGGCCGAGCCAGCAGCAGGGGGUACAGGGACCAAGUGGCCCAGCCCCCUGGGCAGGGUGUCAGGGCCAGAGCCCAGAGGACUGAGGUUCCGGUUCCAGUCCCAGCCGGUGCGUCAGAACUGGGUAGAUCAGGCGGCAAACAGCAACCAGGGCGCCAAGGCACCCAGAGACUCACCCGCCCCAUGCUUCUGCUGGAGUCAGGAGGGGACACCCUAUGGCUCUUUGGACCCUCGGGAUAGCUGCAGGGAUACAGUCCCCGGGGACACUGCUACAGGCUCAGAGCAUCUCUUCAGAGAACAAUGCCAGGAUGGACCACCAAGUUCUCCAGAGCACAGGCUCACAACUCAGUGGAGAGAAGAAGACAAAGAAGAGGCUGCCCGUGAGCAGCGCCAACGGGAGCGAGAGAGGCAGCUGCAGGACCAGGACCAGGACAAAGAUGAAGAUGAAGGCGAUCAUUCUCUGGGACAGCCAGGACAGCAGGCACUCCUCAGCCUAAAGUCCUCUGAACUGGAUGAAGAUGAGGGUUUUGGUGACUGGUCCCAAAAGAUGGAGCAACGACAGCAAUGCUGGGAGAAUGAGGGGACUGCAGAGGGUUGUGAGCCCUCUCAAAGUGAGAGUCCAGAGGAGCAGCAGACAGAGGACAGGUCUCAACAAGUCAAAGUCCAUCUGGAAGAAUUAAACCUGAGCCAGGGAGAGCCCAAUCCAGAGGAUGCUGUUGGGAGUUGUGGGGAGGCAGAAGAGAACCUGACAAGUCAUCAGGCCAGGACCCCCAGCCCUUUGGCCUUGGAGGAGACUGUUGAACCGAGUUCACCUCCCCUAAGCCCCACCACCAAAUUGGCUGAUAGGACCGAGUCCCUGAAUCGCUCCAUAAAGAAGAGCAACAGUGUGAAGAGGUCCCAACCAACCUUGCCCAUUUCCACAAUUGAUGAGCGCCUGCAGCAGUAUACCCAGGCCACUGAGUCUGCUGGCCGAACUCCCAAGCUGUCCCGACAGCCCUCCAUAGAGCUGCCCAGCAUGGCUGUGGCCAGUACCAAGACUCGUUGGGAGACAGGAGAGGUACAGACUCAGUCUGCCUCCAAGACACCCUCCUGCCAGGAUAUUGUAGCUGGAGACAUGAGCAAGAAAAGCCUGUGGGAGCAGAAAGGAAGCUCCAAGAUCUCAUCCACCGUCAAGAGCACCCCAGCUGGAAAGAGGUACAAGUUUGUGGCCACUGGACAUGGGAAGUAUGAGAAAGUGCUCGUGGAUGAGGGCUCAGCACCAUAGACCAUGGAUGUAUCUUGGAGAGACUCCAAUCAGAUGCCACUCCCAGCCCUGACCGAGAAGUUGCUUCCUGUUGCCAUUCUGGCCUGCUCUGGAGCCUCCAACAGCCCAACUGCCACCUCCCCUCCUUUUGCUCCUGGACCCUCUGUCUUCUAUGCCCUCUCAAUCUUUUACCGACUCUCCCAACUCUGCCUCUCAUCAUCAGCUAAAGGAACCACCCUCUAGAGGAGCCAAGAGCUCCCAAAGAAGGAUGGAGGAGAGAAGGCCAGCAUCCCAACCAGAUCCAAGGGAUACCUGUCCCCAUACUGAAUGCUCAGGACUCUGAGUCCUGCCCUUCCCUGUUUGCAUAUCCCUCAUUUUAUGUAAUAAAGCACCUUAAGUGGCCCA
This is a messenger RNA of Mesocricetus auratus (golden hamster), 1956 nucleotides long. It is a transcript of the gene Lsp1, whose product is annotated as lymphocyte specific protein 1. The record is from RefSeq and is a predicted model, not a curated record. Gene Ontology annotation, molecular function: myosin binding; calmodulin binding; actin binding. The coding region runs from base 16 to 1572 and encodes 518 amino acids. Gene Ontology annotation, biological process: signal transduction; muscle contraction. The transcript has 11 exons. NCBI's taxonomy places the organism in Eukaryota, Metazoa, Chordata, Mammalia, Rodentia, Cricetidae.